AUGGAUAUGCAGUUUGCGAACAAAUUCACUCUCACUCACCACACCAAGACAGUCAAUGUAUUGGCUCAGCAGGAUAUAUUAGUGCGGAUCACUUGGAUUGAUGUCGAUGAUCAUGGAGAGACAACCUUUGCAUUCGGGGCAUCAGAUGGCAACAUCCAAAUCUAUGAAAGAAUCAAUGAUGCACUUUUUGAAUUUUGCAGUACUACCAUCGGUCACUCGGGUCCGGUAGAGUUGCUUGCUUGGGAUCCCAUGCAUCGUCAACUAGCGAGUGCCAGUGACAGUUGGCCCCACAUUUGGAACUUCACACCAGACAAAAAUCUCGUUUCUAUCACCUCAAAGCUCGACAAGCAGCCAUAUGUGGCGCGCACAGUACACUUCUACGACAAUGGUGCUUCAAUACUAGUAUCAUAUCUUGAAAGUGGUGAAAUGUACGUGUACCAUAAAAAUUGUGAUUUUACUCUGACUUGGCACAAGAAAGUCCAGGGAAGGAUUACUGGUGCAUACCAAGACAGAGGUAGUCAUACAAAGGGCGCACUGGGUGCACUGUUGUUACCUGGCAGCUGCUUUGAUGGACACAGUAGUGUGAAGGUCUGGGGGGAGGGCAAAUUGACAUCGACAGAGGACAAUGAGACACAUAAGUUACCCUCAGUGGAAUCUUUACCUGCCUCCCAGCUGCUUUGGUUUGCGAUUAUCUGCAUGCUUGUGAACAUGCUCAUGCAUGCUCUUCAGUCGGGCACAGUAUCAGAACUUUUCCUCUUGCUUCAGGGCAGUGUGACACGUGUCAUUGGGGCUUUGUAA
Molecule: messenger RNA, 798 nt
Organism: Suillus bovinus
Lineage: Eukaryota; Fungi; Basidiomycota; Agaricomycetes; Boletales; Suillaceae
Exons: 9
Coding region: 1-798 (265 amino acids)
Molecular function (GO): protein binding
Source: RefSeq, a predicted model, not a curated record